Aspergillus niger is the source of this 1263-nucleotide messenger RNA. RefSeq lists its product as uncharacterized. The transcript has a single exon. Gene Ontology annotation, biological process: NADPH regeneration. Bases 1 to 1263 code for a protein of 420 amino acids. NCBI's taxonomy places the organism in Eukaryota, Fungi, Ascomycota, Eurotiomycetes, Eurotiales, Aspergillaceae. Gene Ontology annotation, molecular function: oxidoreductase activity; nucleotide binding. Gene Ontology annotation, cellular component: cytoplasm. The record is from RefSeq and is a predicted model, not a curated record.
AUGACUGAAACCCCAAGCAUCCUGCGUGUGGGAAUCCUCACCGCAGACGAAGGUGCCAAAGCCAUUCAAGCCAUCUAUCUCCCAGCUCUACGUGCCCUUCCCACCUCGUUCCAGGUCCAAGCCAUCCACGAUGGCUCCAAGCAGCCCCUGUCAUACGAGAACGAGGUAGACGGCAGCAUCUGCAAGACGAACGGCAGCGUGUGCAACGACCAUGACCACCAGCACGGCGCCACCAUCCCAGUAGUCCCCACCCCAGACGACAUCCUGGCCAACCCAACCAUCGACCUGAUCCUCAACUUCAUGCCAAACGAGUAUCACGAGACCUACACCGUCGCGGCCCUGAACUCCGGCAAACACGUCAUGGUCGAAACCCCGUUGAGCCUGAGCAUCCCCAGCGCCAAACGCAUCAUCGAAGCCGAGAAACACGCCCCCAAUGGCGCCAAAGUCUUCGUCGCCUGCGCCCGUCGCUACGCCCCCAGCAUUUCCUCCGUCUUCAGAAAGGAAGUCGCUAGUCUCGACCGCAUCUACUACGCGCGGUGUCGCAACAUCGCAGGCCCCAGCUCCGCACACACGGCCACCGCGCCGCGCAAGCAAGUCUGGAACGAGGUGAACGGACACGGCCAACCAUUCCCCAUUUCACCCCCUUCGUCGCCCUCAAACGACUCCAUCGCCGGAAAAACCCGCCCCCAGCUGCUCCAGGGUCUUCUCGAAGAAGCCUUCCUCGGCCAGGACCUAAGCAAGGAGCGCGUCGCCCUGUACGAGUUCCUCGCUUCCCUGGGAUGUCACGACCUAGGCCUCAUGCGCGAUACCCUGGGCUAUCCAGAUGCAGUGUCCAGCAUCUCCGUCAACGAACCCUACUACGCUGCCGUCUUUCACUACUACAGCGGCGGCAAGGGCGAACACCCAUUCACGCUCAUGUACGAGAGCGGUACGGAUGCCGUGCCUCGUUGCGACGCGCAUCUCACCAUCUACGGCGAUACGAAGACUGUGAGCGUGCAAUACGGGCUGCCAUAUGGUCGACGGCAUGGGGUGAAGGUGGUCGUCGAGACCAUUGAUGAGAAUGGGGACAUGAAAAGAACGGAGACCGUGAGUGCGUGGGAAGAGAGCUAUCGCGAGGAGUUGAAGGCCCUGCAUGCGUAUUUGACUGCGGAUAAGGCCGUGAAGACGACGGCGAGAGAUGCGAUUCAGGAUUUGAGAUUGUUUCAGACCAUCUUUGAGCAGUAUGAUCGACAGUGUGGGACUAUUCGGACUCCGUUGGGUUGA